This is a messenger RNA of Formica exsecta, 8909 nucleotides long. RefSeq names its product kinesin-like protein unc-104 (gene unc-104). The record is from RefSeq and is a predicted model, not a curated record. Gene Ontology annotation, molecular function: ATP binding; microtubule motor activity; microtubule binding. Gene Ontology annotation, biological process: microtubule-based movement. The coding region runs from base 493 to 5625 and encodes 1710 amino acids. The transcript is spliced from 28 exons. NCBI's taxonomy places the organism in Eukaryota, Metazoa, Arthropoda, Insecta, Hymenoptera, Formicidae.
AGGCGCCCGAGGUAUACGUCGUCAGUACUCGCCACAACGGGGUAAAAACGGGGGUGGCGUUGCAACAGCGGAGAAGCGAAUUCACCAAAGUUUGCUCGGCAGACAGAUAGAUAGACAGACAGGCAGGCUGUAAUUCAUAGGGGGGUGUAUAUGCGUGCGCGGGUUUACACGCGUGAGUGUUACGCGGGCGAACGCGCUAUAAUGUCCGCUUACGGGGGUUUCGUGGAUCGCGGAUCGUCCAGCGGAUGGCUGACGUAGUGACGUAUAGUGAAUCAACGUGAGGCAUCGCGCCGCGACUCUUGGCCCCCGAGAGAGUCACCCUUCCUCGCGAGGUCAUUUCGCGAGGCUCCUCUCACAAUCCGCAUCUUAUUUGUCAUUUCGCCGAGACGAGAGACGAACGGCGCCCUUCCCGAAGAGAGUCUAGCAAGAGGAAGUUAUCGCCAGCACCGCCGCCGGCUUUAUCCGACGCUAAGUUAAAGAAAAACAAGAAAAAUGUCGUCGGUUAAGGUGGCGGUGAGGGUACGGCCCUUCAACCAUCGCGAAAUCAUUCGUCAGGCACAAUGUAUUAUAGAUAUGACGGGGAGCACCACUUCCAUUGUGAAUCCUAAAGCCACACCGGGAAGCAAAGAAGCUGUCAAAAGCUUCAAUUAUGAUUAUUCCUACUUUUCUAUGGAUCCAAACGAUGAUAACUAUUCAUCUCAGCUCAUGGUUUACAAGGAUAUCGGAGAAGAAAUGUUGGAACACGCUUUUGAAGGCUAUAACGUUUGCAUUUUUGCAUACGGCCAAACUGGCGCCGGUAAAUCUUAUACCAUGAUGGGUAAGCAGGAAGAUGGACAGGAAGGAAUAAUACCACAGAUUUGCAAGGAUCUGUUUAGGAAAAUCAGCUAUACGUCUAACGAGCGUUUGAAGUAUUCGGUAGAAGUGAGUUAUAUGGAAAUCUAUUGCGAGAGGGUGCGCGAUUUAUUGAAUCCGAAAAACAGAGGGAAUCUUCGAGUAAGGGAACACCCUCUCUACGGACCUUAUGUCGAAGAUCUUUCCAAAUUAGCCGUAUUGUCAUACGAAGACAUUCACGAUCUCAUAGACGAGGGUAACAAGGCCAGGACUGUCGCAGCGACAAACAUGAACGAAACAUCCAGCAGAUCGCACGCUGUUUUCACUAUAUUCUUUACACAACAGCAGCAGGACUGCGCCACCGGUUUGAUGACAGAGAAAGUUAGUAAAAUAUCGUUGGUUGAUUUGGCUGGAUCCGAGAGAGCCGAUUCGACGGGCGCGAAAGGCACACGACUAAAGGAAGGAGCUAACAUUAACAAGAGUCUGACAACUCUCGGAAAAGUUAUCAGUGCCCUGGCAGAGAUUGCAACGAAAAAGAAGAAGAAAGCUGAUUUCAUACCAUACAGAGACUCGGUUUUAACGUGGUUAUUACGGGAGAAUUUGGGCGGAAAUUCGAAAACUGCUAUGAUCGCAGCAAUUAGUCCUGCUGACAUCAAUUACGAUGAGACACUCUCGACCUUACGAUAUGCGGACAGAGCGAAACAGAUCGUUUGCAAGGCCGUGGUCAAUGAAGACGCGAAUGCCAGACUUAUCAGAGAACUCAAAGAAGAAAUACAGAAACUUCGGGAACUUCUAAAACAGGAAGGCAUCGACGUACAAGAAGGGCCAGAUGGUAAAGUUACGUACGAAAAGAAAGAAUCUAGGGAUGAAAUUAUCAGAACGAACAAGCGAAAUGAAGAAGAUAAUAAAGAAACUCGGUCGAGAAUCCCCUCCCAUACUACGUCUACUAUCGCCGAAGAGGCGGUUGAUCAACUGCAAGCAUCUGAAAAAUUGAUCGCAGAAUUGAACGAAACGUGGGAAGAGAAAUUGAAACGAACCGAAUCGAUUCGCCUGCAACGCGAAGCGGUAUUCGCCGAGAUGGGAGUCGCUGUAAAAGAGGAUGGCGUCACAGUGGGUGUAUUCUCGCCGAAGAAGACACCGCACUUGGUAAAUCUGAACGAGGAUCCUCUCAUGUCGGAAUGUCUGAUCUAUUAUAUCAAGGACGGAUUCACGCGCAUCGGUAGCGCAGAGGCGAUUAUACCCCAGGAUAUUCAGCUGUGUGGUCCGCACAUACUCAGCGAGCACUGCGUUUUCGAAAACCACGAGGGCAUCAUAACUCUCAUUCCAAAGAAAGGAGCUUUGAUCUAUGUCAAUGGCCGCGAAGUGACCGAACCGCUUGUUCUAACGACUGGUUCGCGUGUUAUCCUGGGAAAAAGCCACGUUUUCCGUUUUAAUCAUCCUGAUCAAGUACGCGAACGAAUAGCGAACGGAUCGCCAGCGGAAACUCCUGGCAACAAUGAACCAGUCGCAGACUGGGACUUUGCGCAGGUUGAGCUGUUAGAAAAACAGGGUAUCGAUCUAAAGGCUGAAAUGGAAAAGAGAUUGCUCGUAUUGGAGGAACAGUUCCGUAAAGAAAAAGAAGAAGCUGAUCAGCUGUUUGAGGAGCAACGAAAGAGCUACGAAGCACGGAUAGACGCAUUGCAGAGACAGGUGGAGGAACAAAGUAUGACAAUGUCUAUGUACAGCAGUUACACGCCGGAAGACUUCAAUAACAUCGAAGAAGACAUUUUUGUCAACCCAUUGUUUGACGCAGAGAGCAACUGGACCGAGAGAGAAUUUCAACUGGCCGCUUGGGCCUUCCGUAAAUGGAAAUAUCAUCAAUUUACGAGUUUACGGGACGAUCUUUGGGGCAACGCGAUAUUCCUUAAAGAGGCUAAUGCCAUAUCUGUUGAACUAAAAAAGAAGGUUCAAUUCCAAUUUACUUUACUCACGGACACUCUUUACUCGCCGCUACCUCCUGAUCUUUUACCCGUUAUGGAUGACGAAGAUGAGGAUGAGAGGCCGUUCCCACGCACGAUCGUUGCUGUUGAAGUCCAGGAUACGAAGAAUGGUGCUACACAUUACUGGACAUUAGACAAGCUAAGACAAAGAUUGGAGCUGAUGCGCGAGAUGUAUCACAACGAAGCUGAGCUCUCGCCCACAUCUCCCGAUUUCAAUAUCGAAUCCAUCACGGGAGGUGAUCCGUUUUACGAUCGAUUUCCGUGGUUCCGCAUGGUCGGCAGAGCCUUCGUGUAUUUGAGCAAUCUCAUGUAUCCGGUGCCAUUGAUUCACAAAGUAGCUAUCGUAAACGAGAAGGGUGACGUUAAGGGUUACUUGCGAGUCGCUGUACAAGCCGUAGUUGAAGAGGAAAACAGCGAAUACUCGAGUGGCGUUAGACAAUCAGCACGAAUCUCUUUCGAGGACGACCUGUUUGGCGGGCACAAGCACAAUAAACGCAACACUCUUUUGGCUCAAACUCUGGAGAAGAACCGGCAAAUCGUGCUGCAUGAGGAGCGCGUGGUCGAGGGACACAACGAGAUUAAUCAGAAGGACAUGAAAGACGAGGAUGAUAUAGGGGAUGCUGACAGUGGCAGAGGCGACAGCUCGGUUUCGAGCGACAUGAAGGAGGAGGAUUUACCGGAUCAUUUGCAACCUGGUGUGGAAUUCACUUUUAGAGUAACGGUCCUACAAGCUAUGGGUAUUUCUACAGAGUACGCUGACAUUUUCUGUCAAUUCAACUUCCUACAUCGACACGACGAAGCUUUCUCGACAGAGCCGGUAAAGAAUACAGGCAAAGGCAAUCCGCCCGGAUUUUAUCACGUACAAAACAUUACAGUCACGGUCACCAAAUCCUUCUUAGAGUAUCUGAAGACACAACCUAUCGUCUUCGAAGUGUUUGGUCAUUAUCAACAACAUCCGUUACACAAGGACGCGAAGCUAGAAUACAGCGUACGACAACCACCGAAAAGAAUGCUUCCGCCUUCCAUACCGAUCAGUCAACCAGUUCGUUCGUCGAAAUUCGGCAGCGUUCUGCCGUCUCCCAGCACGUCUCAUGUGCACGCCAAGUACGAUGUGUUAGUGUGGUUCGAGAUCUGCGAAUUGGCGCCAAACGGCGAGUACGUGCCGUCGGUGGUAGACCACAGCGACGAUCUGCCAUGUCGUGGAUUGUUUCUGCUUCACCAGGGCAUACAGCGACGUAUACGGAUCACUAUUGUGCACGAACCGGCUUCCGAAUUGAGAUGGAAGGAUGUGCGCGAGCUUGUAGUUGGCCGUAUCCGAAAUACCCCGGAACCCGAGGAAGAGGAUAACGACUCAUCUGUACUUUCGUUGGGUCUGUUUCCCGGUGAAUAUCUCGAGAUUCCCGGUGACGAUCGUACUAUGUUCAGAUUCGAAGCAGCCUGGGAUAGUUCCCUGCACAAUUCAGCUCUACUUAAUCGAGUCACGUCUUACGGAGAACAAAUCUUUAUGACCAUUUCCGCAUAUCUUGAGUUGGAGAACUGUGGAAGACCUGCGAUCAUCACGAAAGAUCUGAGCAUGAUCAUCUACGGAAGGGACGCAAGAGUCGGCCCGCGUUCUCUUAAACACCUGUUUAGCGGCAGCUAUCGCAAUCAAGAAGCGAAUCGACUCAGCGGCGUCUACGAACUAGUGCUACGCCGUUCUUCGGAAGCAGGUAGUCCAGGAGUUCAAAGACGUCAACGUCGCGUUUUGGACACGAGUUCCACGUAUGUCAGAGGCGAGGAGAAUCUACACGGAUGGAGGCCGCGCGGAGACAGUCUCAUAUUUGAUCAUCAGUGGGAACUCGAAAAAUUGACGAGGCUAGAGGAAGUGGAGAGAGUACGGCACACAUUGUUGUUGCGGGAGAAACUCGGCAUCGACAAAUUACCUUUCUGCAAUAAACCUCUGCACGAUUUCACGAAGAGCGAAAAGGACGUAUGUAACAUGGUGGCAAAGGCUACAAACGAACCACACGCCAGCCCGGUAAAGCUGAAACGCUCGACCAGUAAAGACGUUUAUGAACCCUGGGAAAUGACCGAAAAGGAGCGCGAAUUAGCGACCAAGUAUAUUAAACUCAUCCAAGGAAGAAUCCCGAGCAAGGAACCGAUAUUACUUGCUGAUGUUUCGCCCGGGGAGGAUACCAUAACCGAUCUAUCCGCGUCUAUGAUGUCUUCGGUUAUAUCGUCCUCGUCUCAAGAGUUAAGUUCGCCGGAGAGGGCUAGAUUGCAAGAGCUCCAGGAGAGUAUAUUGGCGAGCGAGUCGGCCAAUCAAACAUGCACCGUUGCACCGCCACCGCUGGGAUCAUCCUCGCCGUCAAAGGAGAACUUGGUACUGUAUGUACCGGAGGUGGAGGAAAUACGCAUUAGUCCGGUCAUCGCGCGAAAGGGCUACUUGAACGUUCUCGAGCACAAGACCAAUGGUUGGAAGAAACGCUGGGUGGCUGUUCGUCGACCGUAUGUUCUCAUUUUCCGAGAGGAAAAGGAUCCUGUCGAAAGGGCGCUAAUUAAUUUAGCCACAGCUCAAGUUGAAUACUCCGAGGAUCAGUUGGCUAUGGUGAAAGUACCGAAUACGUUCAGCGUCGUUACCAAGCACAGAGGAUACUUGCUGCAGACUUUAGGCGAUAAGGAGGUCUACGAUUGGCUGUAUGCGAUUAAUCCUCUCCUAGCUGGUCAAAUUAGGUCGAAACUCGCACGUAAAGGCCCGACUGCACUGAAUUUGAGCAACGGCGCGCCGAUCGGCCUGACACCGACUCUGGAGCAAUCGAGCAAUCAGACCAAGUGAGUGGCCGAUACUAUGGCCGGGGUAACGAGUGCAAUAGCAAAGGCGUCGGAGAAAAUGCUGUGCUGGUCGCACUCGGUCUUAGAGUCCCAAGACUUGUGUAACUUUCGAUUUCCGCUAGUCUUUGAUUGACCCUUGAGUGGAUGCUAAGCGCUGUUGAGAUUUUGAAUCCACGAUCGACAGCACGGUAUUAUCAACGUUUUACUUUACGCAGCGUUCCCUUAGCAUGUUUACAGGGCGAAAAAAAGAAAUGGUGCUCGUCUUUCGAAGAAGUUACAAACGCGCGUGCAAAUGCCAUUGCUAUGGUACGAUUACUGUAUUACAUCGGAAAAUUCAUUUCCGCGUCUCUCCGUACAUUUCGAAUUCAUAUUUGAAAUGCUUUUCACGUCGACGAGAUGAGAUCAGAGAUCUGUGCGCGCGAAUAUUUCCGUUGAUACUUUAUUUCUACGACGCGUUGACAUAAUCUAUCGUAAUACCCCUUUACGCAUGCAACAUGUGAGAAGGAUAGAAAUGCAUUUAUGCCUAAUAAACGUAUUCUUAAGACGAUCACUGAAAACGAGGUAAGGAAUACACGUUAUAGAUAUAUCUGUAAAAGAAGAAGAAAAAGAAGUAUGCGAGAAAAAGGCGAGAAAGAGUGGGAGAGAAAGAAAAUAAUAUAAGAGAAAAAAAGAGAGAACGAAACGAAGAGAUUCGGGAAGGUAUUGAUAAUUUCGUAUGCGAAUUUGAUGAUCGCUUUUAAUACUCUACUUUUGGAAGAGUAUCUACGACGAAAAAAAGAGACAUUAAUAUGCAAUUUUCUAUGAGAAUUAUAUUCCCAUUCUCUGUUCACGUUUUCUUUUAUUUAUUCGAUUAAGCGAAUUAAAUCUAGAUGAUGAUGCUGAAGUAUCAACUUUGCCAACGUGAAAAGUUGUACUAUUGUUGUACACGCAAUCGAUUGACCGUCGCUUGAUGAAGAUUUUAUUUUUUGCGAAUUGGAGUUUCUUAAAUAGCUUUAAUCAUGACAUAUAUAGCAAGAUGGGAUAAUAUUGCUUCAAUGCAAUAAGAUUAUGUGACUUUGCAUCAGAAUGAAAAGAGAUUUGAAUAUCAUCUAAAAUGCAAAAAGCUGAUCAGCAAAAACAAAGAGAGAAAGAGAAAGAAAGAAUCGCCACUUCUUGAAGCAUAAAGUUUAUAGAGUACUUUCUGUUUUAAUGUGAUUUGAAAUGACUUUUUUUCACUUUUUUAAUCUUUGAUAUAGAGUAAUUUUAUCCUAUCUUGAGAUAUAUUUUGAAACUCUUGUGUGGCAUAUUCUCUUUUAAUAUACUUGGCAAUUUUAAUUGUAUAAAUAAAUUAAAGAACUUUUAGUAUAUAUAUAUAUAUAUAUAUAGUAUAUAAAGAAAUACAAGUAGCAAUGAGAACAAAUGAAGAGAACUGAAGAGAAAAUGAAAAUACAUAAACAGUGUAUUUGCGGAACUCUUUUUCUAAAAAUCUCCAUUUGAAAAAAUGUGAGGGAAAUUGUAAUAUAUCCCGCGGAAAAUGGAAAAAUAUUAUUGCAAACUUCUUCGAAACACGAAUGAAUGCUAGAAGGUCGGCAAACAAGCAAGACGCGUCUCUUGGUGCGAUAUAAGAAAUUUUCCAUUCGUAUUAUGAUUGCGUGUUGAUACGAUGUAAGUUACGACAAAUCCAUCUUUAAAGUAUUUCGUAUCUCGCAAAGAAUAAUAUACGCGCGAUAUAAAUAAGCAAAAUAAAAUUACGUUAAUCUGUGGAGAUAUAUAGACGCUACAUUCCGACGCAUCGUGUUUUCAUGUCUACUUAGAAUUUAAACAAUCCUCCUCAAAGCUCGCCACGCGAGCGUGAUAUACACCCUUGGGUUGACACGUAUCUCCGCAUGAUCCAAGCAAGAGUUGAUGAACAUAAUCGAUAAUUCUAUCUAAUGAGAAAUGUUCAAUUUCGGUCCGAGUUGAAUUUUUAACGAAUUCUCAUUCGUUCGUAAUUUAGAGAAAUGUAAGAAAGUUUAAUUAUGUAAGAGAGACAAAAAGUAUGCCAUGUGCUCAUUCGUUUGAUCUUAUUUUUCUUAAAAGGAGAGAAAUUUGCUUUCUGCUGGCUUUUCAAAGAAUCCAAAGACGAGUGAAUAUUCGUCGUAAAAUUUAACGAUCCGAAAUUGAUAGUUUUCUCGCAAUGAGAUGAUAGAAAUAGUCGAUUACGUUGUUCACAGAGGCUUACUAAUUCUCUUACGUAUGACAACUUGGAUAACAGGAGUGCAACGUUAUAUAAAUACAUACAUGUGUCUAUUGUAUCUCUCACCUGAGAGAACUCUCAACAUCUUUGAUAUUGAUUCACGAUACGCGCGAAAUGUCCAAGGUCGAAAUAUAUUCAAAGGUGGGCAUUCGAUGUAUGUCGUAUUACGUUAAAUACAUAAUAGCGCGCGAUUCGUGACGCGGCCGUUAUAAAAUAUAUGAUACUUGAUGCACACUCAACGUGUGCAGCAGAAACCCGAUUUAUUCGACUCCACCUCCGUAUCACUGUCGAGAAUACGUUCCCUCUCUCUAUAUCAGAAGAUAUCCGUGUAUCACAAUCGGAAAUACAUUUUACAAUCAUAUUGAGAGAACUCUCUUUAAUGCUUCUCUCGAGGGCACGUGUGUGACAUAGGAUUCCGACAAAGUACUAUUUUGGGAGUGUGACUCAGUAUAUAAAUUCAAUUAUUGCCAUACGUCAUUAUUAAAAUUAACGUAUAUUCUCUUCGGUUAUCGUUUAAAUAUUAUUAAUAUAUUGGUGUAAAGAGGAACUUUGUCCGGAUUCUACUGCAUGUGAAAAAAAAAAACGUUUUUUAAAUGUUGCCCCUCUUAUAAAUCUAUUGAAGUGGUCUAUCGAUUUCGUGUACCUUGAUAUAUCUCUCGAAGGGCAAGAUUUCCCGAUCAAGGUCUCCGGUAUCUUGACGGAAGACGAUUAUAAAUCUUAACUCGCUUGAUUCUAGUCUUACGCGCUCAAUUUCGAGGCCGAUUUUUUAUUUUUUCCUCGAUCUCCCUCCCCGAAUCGACAAUUCUCAAAUCGUGGCUUACGCGAAUGUAAUGCCCCAUCACUAUUAUCGUUUUCGCUUGCUGACUGUUGUAGUAUUUGAUAGUUUUAUUUUGUUAACAAUACACCGUAAUGUAUUUUAAACUCGUAAUUAUAUAAGUUGAACAUAAUAGGCUCUCUAUCGACUACGCCGAAAAGAAAGUGGUACACAUGACGAAAGGAGAAAAAAAGAAAGGGAAAAAAAGAGAACAAAAGAGCAAAAACGCAUAUUACGAAGGAGUUUACAUCAUAUUUAA